AACAAUAUAUGUGAGAUUCAAGAGAAGACUGUCAUUAAAAUUGGAAUUCAAGAAAAAUUGAUAAAUGAAUCAUAGAAAGAUGAAAAAUCGAUUUAAUAAGAAAAGAGAUAUCAGUAGGUUUAAUCUUUUGAGUAUUCUUUAGAAAAGCAAUUAGAAUGGGGAAUCCUUAUAAAGGAUGUCCUAAAGAGAGAUCAACUAAUAAGAAUAGCAAAUUUCUUAUCGUCGAAGAUCAAGAAAUAGAAUAAUUAAAAAAAACCUUUGAAGUAGUUGCCUAGAACAUAUAUAACAAUUGCAGUGUCAAUUUCUUUAGAUUAGGAGAUAAGAAGGUAAGUAUUCCAAAUGCAACUGCAUUAUUGGUAAUUGUUUAAAGUACGAAGUUUAUGAGCAAUAAUCAGAUGAUCCAAUUGUAGUAGGUGAUUGUACUUUUAGUAGAGGAUGAAUACAGUUUGAAUGGAUUAUUUAAUAGUGAUUAACAAGACGAUAAUGUUCUUAAAAACAUUAGUUUAGAUUAUGUAUUUAAAAUCUGGUUGAUAUAUAAUUAUAAUAAUGAUAAAAAUUGCACCUUCUAUUUUGACAUGUGAU
Molecule: messenger RNA, 582 nt
Organism: Paramecium sonneborni
Lineage: Eukaryota; Ciliophora; Oligohymenophorea; Peniculida; Parameciidae
Source: the annotation of a GenBank genome assembly